This is a messenger RNA of Malaclemys terrapin pileata, 4431 nucleotides long. RefSeq names its product mucin-2-like. The transcript is spliced from 13 exons. The coding region runs from base 133 to 3645 and encodes 1170 amino acids. Gene Ontology annotation, cellular component: apical plasma membrane. Lineage: Eukaryota; Metazoa; Chordata; Testudines; Emydidae. The record is from RefSeq and is a predicted model, not a curated record.
CCAGUUCCUGAUUCCUGGAUUGUGGAGAGCCCUGCGGGCUAACGGGAGGCACAGCCCCAUCGAGUGAGGCAGAGAGAGACAGAGCCCGGUGCUGGGACACCCGGGGCCGAGCCCCCCACCCCACCACCUGCCAUGAAGCCCCGAAGUCUGGGCACAGCUGCCCUACGGCUGGGUCUAGGGCUGCUGCUGCUGGCCACAGGCGCAACACAGGGCACCACCACCCCCAUUGGCGGCACCGACACGACCACCCUGCCCCUCAGCAACACGACCACCCCGUCCCCCACCAACAUGACUACCGCGUCCACCACCAACACGACCACAGCACCCCGCGGCAACACAACCACCCCUCUCCCCACCAACACAACCACCCUGCCCCCCACCAACACAACCACCCUGUCCCCUGGCAACACGACCACCCCUCCCCCCAGCAACACGAUCACCCCUCCCUCCACCAACACAACCACCAAGCCCCCCGGCAACACGACCACCCCUCCCCCCAGCAAUGCGACCACCCUUCCCCCAGGCAACGCGACCACCCUUCCCCCCGGCAAUGUGACCACCCCGCCCCACAGCAACACAACCACCCCUCCCCCGGGCAACACGACCAUUCCGUCCUCCAGCAACACGACCUCCCCUCCCUCCACCAACAUGACCACAGCGCCCCCCGGCAACGCGACCACCCCGCCCCCCGGCAACGCGACCACCCCGCCCCCCGGCAACGUGACCACCCUGCCCCCUAGCAACGCAACCACCCUGCCCCCCAGCAACACGACCACCCCUCCCCCUGGCAACACGACCACAGUGCCCCCCGGCAACAUGACCACCCCUCCCCCUGGCAACACGACCACAGUGCCCCCCGGCAACACAACCAACCUGCCCCCCAGCAACGUGACCACCCCGUCCCCCGGCAACACAACCAACCUGCCCCCCAGCAACAUGACCAUCCCGCCUUCUAGCAGCACGACCACCCCGCUCCCCAGCACCUCCAUUACGACCCCGGCCCCGAUCCGUUUCUCUCUCUCGUUCCGCAUUGUGAACUGGAACUUCAAUGACUCCCUGCUCGACCCCAGCACCAGUUACUACAAGGAUUUAUAUUCCAAAAUCCAGAGCCUGUACAACAAGACCUACGGCUGCCCAAUGUGCCCGAAUGGGGAGAACUACCUGGGAUUCACUGAUCUGCGUUUCAGCCAGGGGUCGGUGGUGACUGAGUCCGUCCUGCGGUACCGAGUGAGCAACACCAGCAUCAACGCCACCGGCAUUGAGCAGCAGCUGACACAAAGGCUGGACGGCCAGAACAGCACAGACGGGCUCGAGCUGGACAGUAUCCGCGGUGCAGCACUGGGCCCCAACAACACCACCCCGCCCCCUGGCAACAACACCACCCCGCCCCCCAGCAACACGAUCCCCCCACCCCCCAGCAACGCGACCAUAGCGCCCCCCGGCAACACAACCAACCUGCCCCCCGGCAACGCGACCACCCCGCCCCCCGGCAACGUGACCACCCUGCCCCCUGGCAACGCAACCACCCUGCCCCCCAGCAACACGACCACCCCUCCCCCUGGCAACACGACCACAGUGCCCCCCGGCAACAUGACCACCCCUCCCCCUGGCAACACGACCACAGUGCCCCCCGGCAACACAACCAACCUGCCCCCCAGCAACGUGACCACCCCGUCCCCCGGCAACACAACCAACCUGCCCCCCAGCAACAUGACCAUCCCGCCUUCUAGCAGCACGACCACCCCGCUCCCCAGCACCUCCAUUACGACCCCGGCCCCGAUCCGUUUCUCUCUCUCGUUCCGCAUUGUGAACUGGAACUUCAAUGACUCCCUGCUCGACCCCAGCACCAGUUACUAUAAGGAUUUAUAUUCCAAAAUCCAGAGCCUGUACAACAAGACCUACGGCUGCCCAAUGUGCCCGAAUGGGGAGAACUACCUGGGAUUCACUGAUCUGCGUUUCAGCCAGGGGUCGGUGGUGACUGAGUCCGUCCUGCGGUACCGAGUGAGCAACACCAGCAUCAACGCCACCGGCAUUGAGCAGCAGCUGACACAAAGGCUGGACGGCCAGAACAGCACAGACGGGCUCGAGCUGGACAGUAUCCGCGGUGCAGCACUGGGCCCCAACAACACCACCCCGCCCCCUGGCAACAACACCACCCCGCCCCCCAGCAACACGAUCCCCCCACCCCCCAGCAACGCGACCAUAGCGCCCCCCGGCAACACGACCACGCCGGCCCCCGGCAACGCAACCACCCCACCCCCCAGCAACGCGACCACAGCGCCCCCUGGUAACACGACCACGCCGGCCCCUGGCAACGCAACCACCCCACCACCCGGAAACGCAACCACCCCGCCCCCCAGCAACACGACCACCCCGCCACCAACCAACACGACCACAGUGCCCCCCGGCAACAAUACCACUCCGCUCCCCGGCAACACGAUCCCCCCACCCCCUAGCAACGCGACCAUAGCGCCCCCCGGCAACACAACCACGCCGGCCCCCGGCAACGCAACCACCCCACCCCCCAGCAACGCGACCACAGCGCCCCCUGGUAACACGACCACGCCGGCCCCUGGCAACGCGACCACCCCACCACACGGAAACGCAACCACCCCGCCCCCCAGCAACACGACCACCCCGCCACCAACCAACACGACCACCCUGCCCCCCGGCAACAACACCACCCCGCCUUCCACCAACACGACCAUCCCACCUCCCAGCAAUGCAACCACCCCGCCCUCCAGCAACACAACCACCCCGCCCCCCGGCAAUACGGCCACCCCACCCCCCGGCAACACGACCACCCCGCCACCAACCAACACAGCCACCCCACCCCCCGGCAACACGACCAUCCCAGCCCCCGGCAACACGACCACAGCAUUCCCCCGCAACACGACCACCCCGCCCCCAACCAACACAACCACCCCGGCCCCCAGCAACAGGACCACCGCGCCCCUCAGCACCUCCAUUACGACCCCGGCCCCGAUCCAUUUCUUUCUCUCGUUCCGCAUUGUGAACUGGAACUUCAACGACUCCCUGCUCGACCCCAGCACCAGUUACUACAAGGAUUUAUAUUCCAAAAUCCAGAGCCUGUACGUCAAUAUCUACGGCUGCCCAAUGUGCCCGAAUGGGCAGAACUACCUGGGAUUCACUGAUCUGCGUUUCAGCCAGGGGUCGGUGGUGACUGAGUCUGUCCUGCGGUACCGAGUGAGCGACACCAGCAUCAGCGCCACCGGCCUUGAGCAGCAGCUGACACAAAGGCUGGACGGCCAGAACAGCUUUGAUGGGCUCCAGCUGGACAGUAUCCGCGCCAACUCUGGCAGCUCUCCCCCGGCCACCUCGGCGCCAGCACCCCUGGUGCCUGGCUGGGGCAUCGCCCUGCUGGUCCUGGUCUGCAUCCUGCUGGUGCUGAGCAUCGUCAUCUUCAUCCUGCUGAUCGUCUGCUCGUACCGCAGGAGGAACCGCGGGAAGCUGGAUCUGUUCAGCUCACAGGCCUCGUACCAGCCCAUGAACGAGUACCCCACCUACCACACCCAUGGGCGCUUCAGCGGCCCCGGCAAGAAGCAGAAUCCCUACAAUGACAUCGCCGCCGGCAACGGCACCAACGCCUUCUACACCAACCCUGCCACGUCAGACAAUCUCUAGGGGCGCCACCCUGAGGACUGGUGGGAGCAGAGCUCCCACCAUCGCCAUGUGCUUCCUACAGCUCGACUCCAGGGUGCUGGGCAGGGCCGACAAGGCAGCCCCAGGCAGGGGUUUGCUGCACGGGGGAGAGGGGGUAUCAGCCCUGGGGACUCCCCCCCCCCCCGCAACUCCUGGCCCUGUGGGAGGGGGAGCUCCGAUUGGGCCUGUGGGGCAAGCACUGAUGGGGCAAAUUCCUACCCCCGCUCCACAAGGGAGGGCAAAGGGGCUGCUCCAUAUAUCCCCCCACCAACCAGGCUGGGCAGUGCAGGGAAUACGACAGGGACUCCCCAGGGGAGCCCCCCCAUACUGUCCCAAGCUGUGUAUGGGGUGUGUCCCUGCUCCUCCCCCCACAACCUCCCCGCAGCCUGGGGAGCCCUCUCUGGCCCAGCUCCUGCCUGUUCCCAGGAGGUGGGGGAGCAUCAGAUAGUUCCGGAGCAGCUGAAUUUGAAUGCAUGAAGGAACUGGAGGAACAAUGCAAGGGAGGGACCCUCCUCUGUCUCCCCCCAAUUCCAAGCCCCUCCUGCCCCCAAUCACUUGCCAAAUGUAUCCUGCCAUGGGGCCCCCACUAUGCAGUGUUCAGGUUCCAGGGGUCACGUUUGCCUGCACCACUGGCCUGGGGCUCUGUUUUUAUACCUGUGAUCUGUAACCACUUGGCUCUGUGACGGCCGCCCCAGUGUGCAGGGGGGUCACAAUGUCCUUGGGAAGGUCUGUAUUUACAGUGCUGCACAAUAAAGGGAUCUGUGCUGA